AUGCAGGCGUCUUCAUUCCCCCCAUCAAGAUCUCGUCAAGGAGGGCCCCCUAAUGGGGGCCCCCCACCCCCUGGUUAUCUAUCAAACGGCAUGGGGGCCCCUAACUUUGGGGGCCCUCAGGGGGCCCCCUCAUCAUCUGGGGCCCCCAGUGGCACUAUGGGGCCCCCCGGGCCUAUGUUCCCCCAACCGGGUUCUUUUGGGGGCCCCCCUCCCUUCUCUGGGGGCCCCAUAGGGGGGGGCCCCCAUCCCCCUGGGGGCUUUACUCUUCCUCCUUUUCCUCCUCCAGGCGGUGCAUUUCCUCCGGGCGCUCCUCCUGCACCAUUUGGGGGCCCUGGAGGUGUGCCUCAUGAAGCAGCAGCAGCAGCAGCAGCAGCAGCAGCUGCUGCUGCUACUCUAGCAGCAGCAACAGGAGGGUUUGCAGGCCUACCAUUUGUUGCAGGAGGACCCUGCAGACCUGGUGAAGGGGCCCCUGGGGGCCCCCCAGGGGGGCCCUCUAAUAUGGGUAAGGGCAUUGGUGUUUCACAGUCUUUAGAUGAACAUAUGAAGAAUAUUAAUCCUUCAGACUACGUCCCUUUAAGAACAGAUAAAAACAAUAAAAGAGAGAGAUUAGGGGGCCCCUCAGGAUCAGGGCAGCAGCUUUUGCUGCACCGAUUGCAAGAAGACGGGGAUUUCUAUAGAUUGAUGAAGAUGACAAAAGAGCAGCUUCAUAGGGAAGGUUUUGUGUUUACAGUGCAGCAGCUAGUUGCUGCUGCACUCAAGGAGCCGCAGGGUUUAGCUGCUGCUGCAGCAGGAGAUGAAGCAGGCCUCGUUGAUCUUAUUAGAGCAGAAGGCAGACAGCAGAUACCUCAACAAGUUAAGAAAACUCUCUUAAGAAUGUUGGAGACGUUAGCAGGCUUAGAGGCCCCCAAGCAGAAGUCUGAAGCACAGCAAGAGGAAGCUAAGAACGAGCAGCAGCAGCAGCAGCAGGGGGAGGAGGAGGCGUUGAAGAAAAGCAGCAGCAGCGAUGAUGCUGCUGCAGCAGGAGACAAAUCUCCUGCUGCUGCAGCAGCAGCACAGCGUGAACCCACAAGCGUCUCUGUUAGCAGGAGCCGCAGCAUCAGCAGAGACAGCAUUGAUAGAAGUCGCAGCAGAAGCAGCAGCAGAAGCCGCAGCCGCAGCAGGAGCAGCAGCAACAGCAGCAGCAGCAGCAGAAUGAAAUCCCCAGAUAAAAACAGCAAAGCAGGUAGUCAAGAGAGACAUGUUCUGUGGAGGAGAGCAGCAGCGUUUAGAUCAAUGGCUGGUAGACCUGCUGCUGCUGCUGCUGCUGCUGCUGCUGCUAAAGCAGAAGAAGACAGCCGUCACAGCCGCAGCACCAGCAACAGCAAGAGACGCAGCAGCAGCAGGAGCAGCAGCAGAAGACGCGGCAGCAGCAGCAGAAAGAGACACACCAAGGGACGGGGCAGGAGCCUCAGCAGCAGCAGCAGCCGCAGCAGAAGCAGCAGCAGAGACAGAAAAACCUCAAAGAAGCGAGAAGCAGACAAAGAGAGAAAGCGCAAGGAGACAGACAAAAAGAGCAGCAGCAGCAGCAGCAGCAGCAGCAAAACUAAAGACAAGAAAUCAAAAGACAGCAAACGCAAGGAGGAGACACACACAGGGAAACACAGCAGCAGCAGCAAAGGACAUAGCAGCAGCAGCAGCAGCAGCAGCAAGCGACGUGAGAGCAGCAGCAAGAAGCAUGAGAGCAGCAGCAAAAGGCAUGCAACCAGCAGCAAGCGACACAGCAGCAGCAGCAAGAAGCGCUGA
This is a messenger RNA of Eimeria acervulina, 1782 nucleotides long. RefSeq lists its product as hypothetical. Lineage: Eukaryota; Apicomplexa; Conoidasida; Eucoccidiorida; Eimeriidae. Gene Ontology annotation, cellular component: nuclear pore; nucleus; SAGA complex. The record is from RefSeq and is a predicted model, not a curated record. Gene Ontology annotation, biological process: ubiquitin-dependent protein catabolic process; mRNA processing; positive regulation of DNA-templated transcription. Gene Ontology annotation, molecular function: transcription coactivator activity; ubiquitin protein ligase activity. The transcript has a single exon. Bases 1 to 1782 code for a protein of 593 amino acids.